Molecule: messenger RNA, 1439 nt
Organism: Capsicum annuum
Lineage: Eukaryota; Viridiplantae; Streptophyta; Magnoliopsida; Solanales; Solanaceae
Product: cinnamoyl-CoA reductase-like SNL6
Exons: 5
Coding region: 235-1176 (313 amino acids)
Molecular function (GO): oxidoreductase activity, acting on the CH-OH group of donors, NAD or NADP as acceptor
Source: RefSeq, a predicted model, not a curated record
AAGGAUAAAAAGCGUUGCAUUAUUACUGGCUAGGACCAUGUCUUUGGACAGUAGCUAGCUAGCUUUUCUCUUUUCACUUGCUUUAUAUACAGACAUCCAACAUCCAAAUUUCUACACCCAAAAAUACUUACUCCGCUCUGUCUCUCUCUCAUACUCAUAUACAAGUUUGGAGUUGCAAAUUAAUUGCAAUCACUAAUCUUCUUCUUCUUGUUCUACAAUAAAAUUAAUCUCAAAAUGGCUCCUGCUUCUUACAAUUGCAUAUUCAAUACCAUAUGUGUAAUGAACGCUUCCACUUGCUUAGGCACAAAGCUAGUAAAGCGCCUUCUCAAGAGAGGUUACACUGUUCAUGCAACUAUUCAAGAUCGUGAGACGUCGUUGAAGGGGAUUGAAUGUGAAGAGAUGAAAUUGAAGAUAUUUGAGUCAGACCCUUUUGAUUACCAUAGUAUUCUUGAUGCUUUGAAAGGCUGUUCGGGUUUGAUCUACUCAUUUCAGCCUCCAUCAGAUUAUCCUACUUACGAUGAAGAGAUGGGAGAAGUGGAGGUGAGGGCAGCACAUAACGUGUUGGAAGCAUGCGCACAGACACACACAAUAGAAAAAGUUGUUUUUACUUCCUCAGCAAGUGCUAUUAUUUGGGGACAUGAUAAAGAUUCUACAUCCACAGAUUAUCUUGAUGAAAGACAUUGGACAGACAUCAACUUUUGUCGUAACUUCAAGUUGUGGCAUGCUAUGUCGAAAACACUAGCAGAGAAGACAGCUUGGGCAUUGGCAAUGGACAGAGGGAUCAACAUGGUGACCAUCAACUCAGGACUGUUAAUGGGUCCUGAAUUAACCAUCACUAAUCCUUAUCUUAAAGGAGCAGCUGAGAUGUAUGAAGAUGGUGUCUUUGUGACUGUUGAUCUUGAUUUCUUGGUGGAUGCCCACAUUUGUGUCUAUGAAGAAAUAGCAUCCUAUGGUCGAUAUUUGUGCUUCAAUCACAUCAUUAAUCAAAAUCAAGAUGCUCUUAACCUUGCCCAAAUGUUGUCCCCUUUGCCUUCUCCCCCUCCAAGUUUGGAGGAGGACACAAUGAUAAUCCAGCAGAGGAUCAGCAACAAUAAAUUGAACAAGCUUAUGGUUGACUUUAGAGGGCACCAGCCCCAGAUGGACCAAAAUGCAAAUCAAGACAUUUGCUUAUCAUGAAAAAAAAGAGAGCAAAUUAAAAGGGAUAUCAAAGUGUAUACAUAUAUUAUCUCCACUGCGAAAAAGCUAUAAAAUUUGAUGACAUUAUAACUUUUCCACAACCCUCCUACCCAAGUAGGCAAGUUAGUAAACCACUUGAUGUGAUGGGAGAAAAAGUUAAAAAGAAAGAAAAGGCCACAUAAAUGGCUAUAUACAAGGCAUGUAAUCGAGUUUAUGUACAAAAGUCAAUAAUUUAAGAGAUCAUGUGAAUUAUGAGUGGGUUA